Molecule: messenger RNA, 1230 nt
Organism: Nematolebias whitei (Rio pearlfish)
Lineage: Eukaryota; Metazoa; Chordata; Actinopteri; Cyprinodontiformes; Rivulidae
Product: arf-GAP with dual PH domain-containing protein 1-like
Exons: 11
Coding region: 25-1158 (377 amino acids)
Biological process (GO): positive regulation of GTPase activity
Cellular component (GO): intracellular membrane-bounded organelle; plasma membrane
Molecular function (GO): phosphatidylinositol bisphosphate binding; GTPase activator activity
Source: RefSeq, a predicted model, not a curated record
GAGCAGGUGUAGAAAUAAAGACUCAUGGCUUCUGAACUGGACAGGAACAGACAGCGUGUUAAACAGCUGCUGGAGAAACCUGGGAAUGGAAAGUGUGUGGACUGUGGAGCUGCAGACCCGGAGUGGGCAUCCUACACCCUGGGAGUGUUUGUGUGUCACAGCUGCUCGGGUCUCCACAGAAACAUCGCGCAAAUUAGCAAAGUGAAAUCCCUGCUGCUGGAUCCGUGGAGCUCCUCUGAGUUAGAGUUUAUAGCCUCUGUGGGUAACAACGCUGCCAAAGCCAAAUAUGAACAGUCUAUACCUGCCUUCUUCUAUCAACCAACAUACAAAGAUUGCCUGCUCCUGCGGGACCAGUGGAUCCGAGCAAAAUACGAGAGGAAGGAGUUUAUGUGUGCGGAGAGGCAGGAGGCUUACUCAUCAGGCUACCGAGAGGGGUUUCUAUGGAAACGAGGACGAGACAAUGGACAAUACCUCAACAGAAAAUUUAUUCUGUCCGAAAGCGAGGGUGUUCUGAAAUACUUCAACAAGCAUGAUGCCCGAGAGCCCAAAGCGAUAAUGAAGAUCAACAGUGUGAACGCUACUUUCCAGCCGGCUAAAAUCGGCACCCCUCACGGUCUGCAGAUCACCUACCUGAAGGACAACAGCACCAGGAAUAUCUUUGUGUACCAUGAGGAUGGGAAGGAAAUGGUGGACUGGUUUAACGGCAUCAGAGCAGCCAGGCUUCACUACCUGCAGGUGGCUUUUCCUGGCGCCCUCGACUCCGAGUUGUUGCCAAACCUAACCAGGAACUACAUAAAGGAAGGGUACAUGGAGAAGACGGGCCCAAAGCACACAGAGGGCUUCAAGAAGAGGUGGUUCACAAUGGAUGACAGAAGAUUGAUGUACUUCAAAGAUCCACUGGACGCCUACGCUCGAGGGGAGGUGUUCAUCGGCAGCAAGGAAAACAGCUACACCGUCGUUCCUGGUCUUCCUCCCAACAUUCAGGGAUACCACUGGCAGUUCGGGGUUACAAUCGUGACUCCGGACAGAAAGUUCCUCUUUGCUUGCGAGAAUGAACAGGAUCAGAAAGAUUGGAUUGCAGCGUUUCAGAUUGUUAUCAACAGACCAAUGCUACCACAGGAAUAUGCAGUGGAGGCAUAUUUUAAGCACAAACCGUGACUGCGCUUGAACAACUUCCAGUGCAAGAACUUCUUAAGGAGCCACAACAGAAAAGUGCCGGAGUCAUUUCCU